This is a messenger RNA of Numida meleagris (helmeted guineafowl), 2006 nucleotides long. It is a transcript of the gene RXRG, whose product is annotated as retinoid X receptor gamma. Gene Ontology annotation, molecular function: zinc ion binding; retinoic acid-responsive element binding; nuclear receptor activity. NCBI's taxonomy places the organism in Eukaryota, Metazoa, Chordata, Aves, Galliformes, Numididae. Gene Ontology annotation, biological process: response to retinoic acid; cell differentiation; anatomical structure development. Gene Ontology annotation, cellular component: nucleus; RNA polymerase II transcription regulator complex. The record is from RefSeq and is a predicted model, not a curated record. The coding region runs from base 383 to 1912 and encodes 509 amino acids. The transcript is spliced from 10 exons.
CGAUGCUCCUCCCCUAAACAACUUAACCUCCCCUCCACCUCCCAAUUUCUGAUCUGUACCAGAGCCAGCGUGCAUCCAGUUGCCUCUUAGCCGAGCGGUUAUGCUACCGGGACGCUCCGCCGUGAAUUCGCAGGGAGCUCGGGCAGAAGCUGAAGGCGGGAGCCGGCCCUGAGCUGCUGGGAACGGGAGCGCUUCUCAUCCCGGCCAACAGCCGUGCAAAGCAAGGAUGGGGCUGUGGGAGGAGGCAGCUGCCCCGCAGUGCUCCGAGAGCCCCCGCAGAGCCGUGCCCCGACCCCGGCGGGCAGCACCGCGCUCCGGGCAGCUUUGAAGUAAGAGGAGACGGCCGUGUUUAGAAAGGCGAGAGAUGAACUGAAGAUUAAACAUGUAUGGGAAUUAUCCUCACUUCAUUAAGUUUCCUGCGGGCUUUGGCAAUUCCCCUGUUCACGCCAGCUCCACGUCUGUGAGCCCAUCAUCCAGCCUGUCCGUGGGGAGCACGGUGGACGGACACCACAACUACCUCGAGGCCCCCGCAAACGCCUCCCGGGCGCUGCCGUCCCCCAUGAACACCAUUGGGUCUCCAGUGAACGCGUUGGGCUCACCAUACAGGGUCAUCGCAUCCUCCAUUGGCUCGCAUCCCGUUGCUCUGUCCUCCUCAGCCCCAGGCAUGAACUUUGUGACCCACAGCCCACAGCUCAAUGUCCUCAACAAUGUCAGCAGCUCGGAGGACAUCAAGCCCUUGCCAGGUCUGCCGGGGAUCGGGAACAUGAAUUAUCCAUCCACAAGCCCAGGUUCUUUAGCCAAACACAUCUGUGCCAUCUGUGGGGACAGGUCCUCAGGGAAGCACUACGGGGUGUACAGCUGUGAGGGCUGCAAAGGCUUCUUUAAGAGGACCAUCCGGAAGGACCUGAUCUACACCUGCCGUGACAACAAGGACUGCCUCAUCGACAAGCGCCAGCGCAACCGCUGCCAGUACUGCCGCUAUCAGAAGUGCCUCGCCAUGGGGAUGAAGAGGGAAGCUGUGCAGGAGGAGAGGCAGCGGAGCAGGGAGCGCAGUGAGAACGAAGCCGAGUCCACAAGCGGCGGCAGCGAGGACAUGCCCGUGGAGAGGAUCCUGGAGGCCGAGCUGGCGGUCGAGCCCAAGACUGAGGCAUACAGUGAUGUGAACACAGAGAGCUCAACGAAUGACCCCGUCACCAACAUCUGCCAUGCCGCUGACAAGCAGCUCUUCACGCUGGUCGAGUGGGCCAAGCGCAUCCCCCACUUCUCCGACCUGACUCUGGAGGACCAAGUCAUUCUCCUGCGGGCAGGAUGGCAUCCUGCUGGCCACGGGCUUGCACGUGCACCGCAGCAGCGCUCACAGCGCGGGCGUGGGCUCCAUCUUCGACAGAGUUUUGACAGAGCUGGUGUCCAAAAUGAAGGACAUGCAGAUGGACAAGUCGGAGCUGGGGUGCCUGCGAGCCAUCGUCCUGUUCAACCCGGACGCCAAGGGCCUGUCCAGCCCCUCGGAAGUGGAGUCGCUGCGGGAAAAGGUCUACGCCACGCUGGAAGCCUACACGAAGCAGAAGUACCCCGAGCAGCCGGGGCGGUUUGCCAAACUCCUCCUGCGCCUGCCAGCACUACGGUCCAUCGGGCUGAAGUGCCUGGAGCACCUCUUCUUCUUCAAGCUGAUCGGGGACACCCCCAUCGACACCUUCCUCAUGGAGAUGCUGGAGACACCCCUGCAGGUCACUUGAGGGUCCAGUUCCCCCCCCCCCCGCCCUAUCCCCACACAGCUCCCACCCCUCUGCUCCAGGCUGCAAGAGCUGCCCUCCACCCUCUGCUCCUUUUUGGUGGGAUUGUUGUGUCAUUGUACAGCUGUAAAUUGUCCCCUCUAUCCCUCCCCCGUGGGGUUGCGGACCCUCUGCCCAGCUAACCACUCACCCUCCUGUACAGAUAAUUGCUUUAAAUUAUUUUUUCACUCUCAAUAAAAGCCAACAACAAAAAAAUAAAAUAAUAUAUGGGAGGCA